AUGACAAAAACUGUUAAAAAGUUGGGGGAUAAGAGGGGAAUAUCAUGCACAGUAUAUGAUGCAAGAUUGAACGAAAGCAAGUCUGAUCUAAAGAUAAGAGCAUUGGACAUGGAAGCAAAGCUUGCUGAAAAAGAUGAAAAAAUUGGUUUUGCUCACUGCAUUGAUUUUUCCCUGAGUGAAAUGAGCAAUACAAGGUUCGGAGAGUUUUUAGUUGGAUCCACUUUGGCUCAUCAACUAGCACCUGUGCAUUCUUCAACUAUUACAGUUGUUACAAAUAUCCCUCGCUCUGAAUAUCGUGAAUACACAACACAUUCUUACACCCCAUUACCUUUAAAGAUCUUACCACCAGAUCAUCUUGUUGUGCCAAGUGAAUGGGGAACACUUACAGAGGAAGAAAUUGAGUUUCUUGAUGAAAUACGAAUUUCAGAAGCAGAUUCAUACCAAAUAGAAAAAGACACUGUUUCGCAAAGUCAGUGCAAAAAGUGGCAUGAAAUUCGAAUGAGGCGUCUUACCUCUAGCAAUGCAAGCAAAGUUUUAAAUCGCAAACGGAACUUUGAAGCUCUGGCAAAUCAGCUUCUAAAUCCAAAGCCAGAAACAGAACUUCCACAACUGGUGAAAGAUGCCUUCAAGCAUGGGAUAAUGUAUGAACCUGUGGCCAGAAAACAGUAUGAGGAGUACUUAAAAUAUAAUUUGAGGCAUGAUGCAGCAGUACGUGAGACUGGUAUUGUUGUACAACCCUAUUUGUUCUGGCUUGCUGCUAGUCCUGACGGACUUGUCAGUGAUAAUGCAGAGGCUGGUACUGGUCUCUUGGAAAUCAAAUUUCCUGAAACCAAAAAGGAAGAGUACCCCAGAUGGCCUUUGGUCAAUGGAAAGCCAGAGCUUAAAAGAGAACAUGGCUAUUAUACACAAAUCCAAAUGGCAAUGGGACUAUCUGGUGCUCCUUAUUGUGACUUUAUUGUAUAUACAUUUAAAGGUUUGAUAAUUGUCAGAACUCCAUUUAAUAAUGAAUAUUUUGUAAAUGUGAUUCAGAAACUAAACAUCUUUUAUAGAAAAUACAUGCUACCAUUAUUAAUUUCAAAGUAA
Rhopilema esculentum is the source of this 1083-nucleotide messenger RNA. RefSeq lists its product as uncharacterized. Gene Ontology annotation, molecular function: zinc ion binding. The record is from RefSeq and is a predicted model, not a curated record. NCBI's taxonomy places the organism in Eukaryota, Metazoa, Cnidaria, Scyphozoa, Rhizostomeae, Rhizostomatidae.